Doryrhamphus excisus (bluestripe pipefish) is the source of this 4177-nucleotide messenger RNA. It is a transcript of the gene smo, whose product is annotated as smoothened, frizzled class receptor. Gene Ontology annotation, molecular function: patched binding; transmembrane signaling receptor activity. Gene Ontology annotation, biological process: commissural neuron axon guidance; central nervous system development; pattern specification process. Gene Ontology annotation, cellular component: dendrite; plasma membrane; cilium. The record is from RefSeq and is a predicted model, not a curated record. NCBI's taxonomy places the organism in Eukaryota, Metazoa, Chordata, Actinopteri, Syngnathiformes, Syngnathidae.
GGCUCAUCAUUGUUUUGAGUCAUAAGUGACCCCUUGUUGACAGAAAACUACAUAUCGCUUGUAUUCCAGUAUGCUUUGACUUAUAAUAGAUCAUAAUCUAUCACCAAAAAGCAAUUAUUUAUUAAAUUUUUUUUGCGAGGGUUAACCGUAGUGGGGAAAGUUAGCGAUUUUGCUCUGGAUGGUUGUACUUUUACACGUUGGCCAGCAGAGUGUGCUGUUGUAUAGUUUACACUACAGUAUCUUAACCACGCAAUAUGGACAAAAAGUCACUCUGGGAAACCAUUUGUAUGUUUUUUGUAGGUUUAAUCAAUAUUUAUUCAUUAACUAUAUAUUAUUGGCAGCAAUAAAUUAAAAUAGAAGGGAAAUGCACCCCCAAUUUCAUUUUGGGGGUAUAUUUUUGUAACUUUAUUGCUUUUUUAAGUAAAUAAUACAUAUUAACAUAUAACAAUAAAACAUAUUUUUAAGAAUGUGACGUCAGGACAUUAUAUGUUACUUUAUUGAGUGUGUUUUCGUACUUUUAAUGAUAUUCUUUGGAGGAUGGUGACCUUAAGUAGUAUUGUUAAUAGUAGUAGUACUAGUAGUCGUAGUAUUCCCUGGCAGGGUUAAGUUAUAUUUAGUAUUGGUUGUUGAGUUUUUUGUAGGCUCCCUGCCAUCAGGCCAGAGAGGAUGAUGGGGGAGGGGGUUGUUGCUUCAUCAUUCACAUUCCUGAGCUGGAAAGGGGGGGGCAAAACGAAGAAGUCUCCUUGGAAGAGCAGGAGAACAUUGCUUGUCCUUUCUUCUUCUGGGACAGUCCCAGAGAAGGCUGGGAUGAGUGUUUUUGGUGGAAAAGAGGAGUGAGGAGGUGUCGUCGUGCAGGAGGAGAAGAAGAAGAAGAAGAAGAAGGGGGUGGUCCAUGUGAGGAGGAGCUCCAGUUACAUCCACUGAUUUUUUUUUUUGCAAGUGGGGGAGGGUGAAGAAGAAUGUGAAACUUUCUUAACCGUUUUCUGUCCUCUAAAAUGCAACUUUUGUUAUUAUUUUCUCCCAUCAUCGGGACUAAGUGUCCAUCCUGGAAGACCUUUUGGGAAGUUUGAGCCAAUAUGGCGCUAGGAGACUUCCUAAAGGACGAGCACGGAGGAGGAUAAGGAAGAAAAGUUUGCAUCGUCGAAGUUUGGACACCUAGUCUUCCUUUUUGCGGAGAAAACUGAACUUUGCGGUAAUUUUUUUUGCAGGAUUGCACUCUCCCUCCUCCCUUUUCCUCUCUUUCCCAAGAUGUCCUCCCAAGUUAGGAUCGCCUUUGUUGGGAUGCUUUGCGUGCUGGCCUGCGGCGCCGUCCUGUCCCCAAACGGGACGAUUUUUGAGGACAAAUGCAAGAAGACGACGACUUGCGAGGUGCUGAAGUACAACACAUGUUUGGGCUCACCUUUGCCUUACACGCAUACUUCUCUGGUGCUGGCCGAGGACUCCAGCACCCAGGAGGAGGCUUUCGAGAAGCUGAACAUGUGGUCCGGUCUGCGUAACGCCCCUCGCUGUUGGUCGGUCAUCCAGCCCCUCCUGUGCGCCGUCUACAUGCCAAAAUGCGAGAACGGCCACGUGGAGCUUCCCAGUCAGAGCUUGUGUUUGGUGACACGGCGGCCGUGCAGCAUCGUGGACCAGGAACGCGGAUGGCCCAACUUCCUCAAAUGCCAGGAAUUCCCAGUGGGCUGCCCGAACGAGGUGCAGAAGCUGAAGUUCAACAUGUCGGGUCAGUGCGAAGCGCCGCUGGUGAAGACGGACAUCCAGUCCAGCUGGUACAAGGACGUGGAAGGCUGCGGGAUCCAGUGUGACAAUCCUUUGUUCACUGAGGAGGAACACGACGACAUGCACGCCUACAUCGCCUACUUCGGCACCAUCACGCUGCUCUGCACCUUCUUCACACUGGCAACGUUCCUGGCCGACUGGAAGAACUCCAACCGCUACCCGGCCGUCAUCCUCUUCUACAUCAACGCCUGCUUCUUCGUGGGCAGCAUCGGCUGGCUGGCGCAGUUCCUGGACGGCGCCCGCGACGAGAUUGUGUGCAAGAGCGACAACACCAUGAGACUCGGCGAGCCCUCUUCAUCCGAGACGCUUUCGUGCGUGACCAUCUUCAUCAUCGUUUACUACUCGCUCAUGUCGGGCGUCAUCUGGUUCGUGAUGCUGACCUACGCCUGGCAUACGUCCUUCAAGGCGCUCGGCACCACGCAGCAGCCGCUCACCGGACGCACUUCCUACUUCCAUAUGGUCACCUGGUCCAUCCCCUUUGUUCUCACGGUGGCCAUUUUGGCCAUCGCAGAAGUCGACGGCGACUCCGUGAGCGGGAUUUGCUUUGUGGGCUACAAAAACUACAGAUACCGCGCUGGAUUCGUGCUCGCGCCCAUCGGGGUAGUGCUGGUCGUCGGUGGCUACUUUCUCAUUCGAGGUGUGAUGACGCUGUUCUCCAUCAAGAGCAACCAUCCAGGGCUGCUGAGCGAGAAGGCAGCUAGCAAAAUCAACGAGACCAUGCUGAGACUCGGAAUAUUCGGAUUCCUCGCAUUCGGGUUUGUCUUCAUCACCUUUGGCUGCCAUUUCUACGACUUCUUCAACCAGGCGGAAUGGGAAAGAAGCUUCCGGGAAUACGUCCUCUGCGAGGCUAACGUCACCAUCGCCUCCCAGACCAACAAGCCGAUCCCUGAGUGCACCAUCAAGAACCGGCCCAGUUUGAUGGUGGAGAAGAUCAACCUGUUCUCCAUGUUUGGGACGGGUAUCGCCAUGAGCACGUGGGUGUGGACCAAAGCGACCAUCCUCAUCUGGAAGCGUACCUGGUGCAAAAUCAUCGGCCGCAGUGACAACGAACCUAAGAGGAUCAAGAAGAGCAAGAUGAUCGCCAAGGCCUUCGCCAUGAGGAAGGAGCUCCACAAGGACCCCGAGAAGGAGCUCUCCUUCAGCAUGCACACCUUGUCACAUGACGGACCUGUUGCGGGCAUCAACUUCGACCUCAACGAGCCGUCCAAUGACAUGUCCUCAGCCUGGGCGCAGCACGUGACCAAAAUGGUGGCCCGACGAGGCGCCAUCCUGCCGCAGGACAUUUCCGUUACUCCCACGGGAACGCCAGUGCCGCCCCCCGAGGAGAGGAACAGGCUCUGGAUGGUGGAGGCUGAAAUCUCCCCAGAGAUGAUCAAGAGGAAAAAGAAGAAGAAGAAGAGAAGGAGAAAGGAAGUGAGUCCAUCAGCAGAAGAAGAGGAAGCGGUGGCGGACCACCAGCCCGUCUUCCCGCAACGUGAGUUCGGUCGCAGCUCGGUGCCCCGCCUCCCGAAGCUGCCCUGCCACCCCAGCAUGGUAGCCAACCUGCGGGAACAACAGAGGCGACAGCAGAUGCUGGAGGACGACGUACUGCCGGGGUCCUACCUUGAGGACCGAUGCGGGUUCCCGGCCUAUCAGAGCAGAAACUACGGACGCGGUUUGCUCUCGAACCGGCCGGAGGACCUGGGCCUGGGGCCGCGUUGCCCCGUCCAGCAGGGGGGGCUCUCAGAGAGGAUGGCUCACGUGGCCAGGGUGCCCGCGGGCCGGCGAGUCGGCUACGGUCCCAUACACUCACGGACUAACCUCAUGGAGGCGGAGCUUAUGGACGCAGAAUCGGACUUCUAGGUGGUCCGCGGACUUUAAGCUAAAGAAAAAGUGCUGGAUACUUUAUCACUUAUGUGCAACUAUGUAUUUUAUAUGGAAUUAGUAUUUUUCAAGGAAAUAUUGUAGUGUCAUUUCAUUGGAGGCAGCUACGUUUAGCCAGUAAAUAUACACUUUUCUUCCUGAUUUAUCAUCUUUCUACUUCCUGUCAUGCUUCAAACACUCUUUCCCAGUGCCUGACCAUGUUUACUGUAUAUAAGCUGUUAAUAAGGGUAUUAUUUGUACAUAUUUAUCACAACUAGGGAGCUGUUUUUUUUUUUUAAAGGGAAGAUUCAACUAUACGUUGUAACCAAAAGCUCAUCUUUUCUUCAUGAUAAUGCUGAUAUAGACCAUCAUAGUUCACCUUUUGUUUUAGUCCCGGUAUGUAUUUAUACUGUAGUAUCUGUGCUGGCUCAAGUGGAUGUAAAAAAGACACAUUUAAAAAAAAAAAUCCUCAAAAAUAAAUGAAGAAUACAUUUAAACGGCCAUUUUGUAUGUUUCGACACAUGUGUUAUUGUGUUGUUUGUUUUUAUAUGUGAAUAAA